AUGGAUGAUGAAAAAAAUCAGAAGAAUGAUGAAGGUGAAAAGAAUGUACCAAGCGAAUCAGUACAAGAAGCAACUAAAAACGUUUUGACUGAAAUUGUUCACAGUGAUCCUUUCUCUAACUGCAAAACAAAUGGAUUUUCAACUGAAGGACAGGAGAACCCUGAGAAAAAAGCUGAAGAGAAUGGCACAUCCAAACGGCCAUUAUUUGAACCUGCAGAUCAAGACCUUCUUGAAACAAAUAUACUGGAAAACGAACCUGUCUCAAAACGGUUAAAGCUGACUGUUGCUGAGCACACCAAAGAGAACGAGAGCAACCCACUAAGUGCCCCAGCGAAUGACGAUUCUGUUGAUGGGAGUAGUGGUACUGUAGAUGAAACUGUAGAAGGGUCAGAAAGACAUCCCUGUCGUGAUGGGUUUGUUCCGAAAGCUUCUUGUGUGCCUGAAGGUGAUACUGCACAGGAAACACAUGUAGAAAUCAACCAUUCCCGAGAGGAUGAAACAAUUCAUCCUGUGUCCGAAUCUUCUUUCCAAGACAAUGAAACAAGUGUCACCUGUACAACUGGUAGUAUUGUAGAUGUUUCUAAGUGCAAAACCCAUGAAAAGGUUUUCCCCACUUAUACUGAUUUAGAUAAGCCUGUUCAAGAAACCCAUCUGAAGCAACCUAACGAGCAUGUCAACCCGCAGAGGGCUUAUAAAUCAGAACACACUCCAUCUUUAGAAAUGCAUGUCAAGCAAGCUCAUGGGCAACUUAAAUUAUAUUUCUGUGAUCUCUGUGGUUUUCAAUCUUUUGAGGAGGAUCUCUUGCGAGGUCAUUUUCUUGGCAAAACCCACCUCCGAAGACAAAAUCUUGCUGCCCGGGGAGGAUUUGUAAAGAUAUUGACGAAAAAAUCUUUUCAUAAAAAACAGCAGAACCCACUUCAAGGAAAGAUUGCAAAGGUAAAAUCUACAGUUAAUAAGCCUAAAAUAAGGGAUACGUAUUCAAAUCAAUUAAGAAUUCCAAAUAACAAGGAAAAGAACUUGGAAACAAGUUGCCAACUGUUUGUUGAAAUGACACCGUCUAAAAAUAUUUCCAAAGGCAGUAUUAACAAUGAGGAAGUGUUUUUCUGCAGUGCAGAUGGAAAUCAUGAUGUACAGGCUGAACAGAAAAUUUCAGGAUCCUCAAACUGCAAUCCAGUUGUAUUGGAGUCUGUUAAGGGUAGCCAAGAGACAACUGGCAAUUUAAGCACCACGGGGAUGUUUGAUAGAUUACAACAAAUAAGAAAUACUUUAUCACGAAGAAUAACUUUCAAACAAAGUGGUUCUUUCAGACUAAACCAGCAGAUUAAAAGACGAUAUCAUUUGCUAGGCAUUGGCAAAAGAAGCAAGCCUGAUUCUAGCUCGAAGCACAACACUGGGGAAGAGUGCAGUCAAGAUGAUUUGUCACAGAUCUCCUUAAAAGGGUUAGAAUUGGAAGGUGAUGUUAACCCUUUAUAUAAAACAGCCUCAGACAAACAAGAGAUUAAUACUGAUGGAGCAGAUGCAUGCCCUCUUGCUACAGAACUUGACAAUUCUCCAAAGAAAACUCCUGAUGUCCAGAAACCUGUGCGUCCUUGUAAUCUUUGUGGAUGUAGUUUGCAGAACCCCAAAGGUUGGGCAUUACUUGUUGAUCAAGAUCAUGGAGAAGAACUGAAAUUUCGUUGUCAAACAUGUGGCUAUUCUUACACCUGUAGAGAGGACUUUGAAGAGUACUGUCAAAAGAACAGCCAGCAUAUGGGUGGUUUCAAGAUGAAUUGUUGUCAUUGUUCAUUUCUUGCCCCAAAUUACAUUAGCCUUGGGAAACACAUGCGUGACGAGCAUGGCGUGUCCCAUUAUUGUGUUACCUGCCACCUGUAUUUUCUAACUGAAGAUGAAAUGGCAGCUCAUAACGCAACUGAGCAGCAUGUUGCUUUAUUAUCUCAAGAAAAUAUUUUUCAGCCACCUAACAGUGAAGUGACUGUGCAAACAUCAUCCUGCACAGUGAUGGAAUCAGGUAGUAUUCCAACGGUAGAUUGUGAUGAAGUGAAAAUGCAGCAAGAAAUCCCCAGGUCCUCUGUUGUACAUCCUGGUAAUGAGUUCAAGGAAUCUAUCCUGAGCAGAACCCAGUUUCAGUGUAAAAAAUGUUUUUAUAAAACUAGAUCACCUUCUGUUCUUACAAGACACAUAAAACUUCGACAUGCUCAGGAAUAUCAUUUCCUUUGUAAAGCAUGCAAUCUGUAUUCAUUAAGCAAGGAGGGAAUGGAAAAACACAUCAAGAGAAGUAAACACCUUGAAAAUGCCAGAAAAAAUAAUAUUGGUUUACGUUUUGAGGAAUGUAUUGAAAGGGUCUGUGUAGGUGCGAGCGAUGGUAAAAAACUAACAGAAUCUUCAGUUUAUGGGAAUUUAAAGACUGGAUCUGAAAAUGAAAGUAUGCAUGUUCCGUUCUGUACUCUGGAGAAUGUAUCAGUAAAUAAGGAGUUCCCGUCAGGUGAAACCAUUAAAGACAGUGAGUUGUUUUUGGAUAGUGCACCGAAGAGAGGGAGACCCAAGGGCACUAUUUCUCGGACAUGCCCUCACUGUGGUUUAUUGGCUUCCAGUGUCACAAACUUGACUGUCCACAUUCGGCGAAAGCACAGUCACCAAUACAGCUAUUUGUGUAAAGUAUGCAAUUAUUAUACUGUAACUAAAGGUGACAUGGAACGCCAUUGUGCUACUAAGAAGCAUAAGGGCCGUUUGGAAGCGAAUGGAAAACAAAAUGUAGAGAUCAUUGUAUGCCCAGAAGGAGGCAGUGUUGAAGUGUGUAGCAAGAAGGUAACUAGUCCUGUGAAUGUUUUGAAUGAACCUGUUGACCAUCGCAAUCAGUCUUCACAUUUGGACAUUUCUGUUUUGGAAAGCCAGGAAGACAUUCAGGGCAGUGCCAUUCAAAUGCAGGCUGAAAAUGUACUUCAUGAACUGGAUAGAAAUCAAGGCUCUGCAGAAAUAAAGCAACAAAGAAUUGCAGAACUAGGUAGUACUAGCCAAGAUGGAGACUUGUUGACUCAAACAAGAGCUGAAAAUACAAAUGAUAAUCAAUGUGAUUAUUGUAAUUUUGUUGCACAUUCUUUUUCUUCUCUGGAAGUUCAUGUAAAACGCAAGCACACUAAAGAAUUUGAAUACUACUGCAUGGCUUGUGACUACUAUGCAGUUACUCGCCGAGAGAUGAUUAGGCACGCAGCAACAGAGAAGCAUAAAAUCAAAAGACAAUCUUAUACUUGCACUUCUGGAGAGGAGACAGAUGCAACUGAUAUUGCCAAAGAAAAUGCUGUAACAUCUCAAGAAGAACAUCAACCCCUGGAAGAUUUUCAGAUUGUAUUGGGUGAAACAAAAUACAAAAACAAUAUUGAAGAAGAAAACGUUGGAGAGCAGGAGGCUCUGAGAGUGGAGAAGUUGCCUAAUUCUGCUUCAGAAGAUAGUGCUGCUUCAAAGAGUCUUAAAGAAGACCAUGUAUUUGAUGCUCUAAAUGUUGAGCUUGAAGGUGGAGCUGACCAAGACAGAAAAAAUGUAGAUGCGGAGGGUCUCCAAAAAACUGUUCAAAAAGGUGUCGUAGUUAAGCUCGAUGAAACGAUUGCACUUAAACAAGCCAUUGGUUGUGUUCUGCAGGAAAAUGUAGACAGACAAGCAACAGUGAAUUCAAAUUUUGCUUUUACAACAGAAUCUGGAAAUGACAACACAUCUUUGAAUUUCACGAACAAUAGGAACAAGUUGGACGAAGACACGGAAAAAGAGUUUGGAAGCUCUGAGGUUCCUGCUGAGGAAGUGAAGGCAGAAGAAACCCAUUUGACUGUACUUUCAGAAACAGGCAACAAAGCAGAAGAGCAAAGUAUGGAUGAAAGUACUGAAAAAACUAUGCAAAAUAUGCAUAGCUUACAAGGACAAAAAAGCUUUCGUGAGGGUUCUCCCGUAUUGGAAGAAGAUGCACUGAUAGAUGCACAACAUGAAGCAGAAGUGUCUAUUCACACAGUUUGGGGUGCCGAUGGUUCAGCAGUUCAAGGUAUACAAGAGAGUAGCAAUGAGGCUAUGAACAACUUUGCCAAUGCUUACCGUACAGUGAAGGAGGGCACAGCAGUACAAAACACUGGUCAGUUUGAUUCUUCUAUAGUAAAACUAAAAAGCCACGAAGAAGGUUGUGAGCCAGUGGAUCAUUUUGCGGAAGGACAGAAUCUGAGCGGGCUGAAAGUAUGUGGUUUAACCAUGAAAGCAGAGGUCUCACAAAGUGGUGGAAAUAAGAAGAAAGCUGAAGGGAAUCCCCACAAGGAAUCUACUCGUAUUCGCUGUGACGACUGUGGUUUUUUAGCAGACGGUUUGAGUGGACUCAAUGUUCACAUAACCAUGAAGCAUCCUUCAAAAGAGAAACAUUUCCACUGUUUACUGUGUGGGAAAUCAUUUUAUACAGAAAGCAACCUUCACCAGCACCUGGCUAGUGCUGGCCACAUGAGAAAUGAAGAAGCCAGCGUUGAGGAGCUGCCAGAGGGAGGCACUACCUUCAAAUGUGUUAAAUGCACAGAGCCGUUUGACUCCGAACAAAAUCUUUUCCUCCAUAUUAAAGAACAACAUGAAGAACUGCUCCGGGAGGUCAAUAAAUACAUUGUCGAAGACACGGAACAAAUCAACCGUGAGCGAGAAGAAAAUAAAGGCAAUAUUUGCAAAUAUUGUGGGAAGAUGUGCCGAAGCAGUCAUUCCAUGGCCUUCCUAGCUCAUAUUCGCACACAUACAGGAUCAAAGCCAUUCAAGUGCAAGAUUUGCCACUUUGCAACAGCUCAGCUAGGAGAUGCCAGAAACCAUGUCAAGAGGCACCUUGGGAUGAGGGAAUACAAGUGUCAUGUCUGUGGGGUGGCAUUUGUAAUGAAAAAGCACUUAAAUACUCAUUUACUGGGAAAACACGGAGUUGGAACACCAAAAGAAAGGAAAUUUUCAUGCCACUUGUGUGACAGAAGUUUUACAGAGAAGUGGGCACUGAACAAUCAUAUGAAACUCCACACAGGAGAAAAGCCAUAUAAGUGCACAUGGCCUACGUGCCAUUAUUCUUUUCUCACAGCGUCAGCCAUGAAAGACCACUAUAGGACUCAUACAGGCGAGAAGUCAUUCCUAUGUGACCUCUGUGGCUUUGCUGGCGGGACACGUCAUGCCCUCACCAAGCAUCGGAGGCAACACACAGGAGAGAAGCCAUUCAAAUGUGAUGAAUGUAACUUUGCUUCUACAACGCAGUCCCAUCUGACACGGCACAAACGCGUCCACACUGGAGAAAAACCCUACAGAUGCCCUUGGUGCGACUACAGGUCUAACUGUGCAGAAAAUAUCCGCAAGCAUAUCCUACACACAGGCAAACAUGAAGGAGUGAAGAUGUAUAACUGCCCCAAGUGUGAAUAUGGUACCAACAUCCCAGUGGAAUUCCGCAACCACCUGAAAGAGCUGCAUCCCGAUAUUGAAAACCCUGAUCUAGCUUACCUGCAUGCUGGCAUAGUUUCUAAGUCCUACGAAUGUCGGCUGAAGGGUCAAGGAGCUACGUUUGUAGAAACCACUAGCCCUUUUACCACAGUAGCCCUGGGAGAAAUUUCUCCAAUUAAAGAGAAGUUUCUUCAGAGUGAUGGAAGACAACUACCAUCCACAGAACAAGUUCAGCAAGUGAUUAUUAUUCAAGGCUAUGAUAGUGAUUUUUCAAUUGAUGCCUCAGUUGAGGAAACAGCAGCAGCUACACUUCAGACAUUGGCCAUGGCUGGCCAAGUGGCAAGGGUGGUUCAUAUUACUGAGGAUGGACAAGUUAUAACCACCAGUCAAAGCGGCUCUCAAGUGAGCAGCAUGAUUCCAGGACAAAUACUCACUGAACAGUUGCCAGAUGGGAAGACACAAGUGGUCGUCGUUGAAGGCCCUCUAGGAGGGACUGAUAUUGGAGAUGCUGUUUCCAUAGAAACAGCUUCAGACUCCAGCAAUGCUAUGGUACAGCAGAUAAUGAGGCAGGAGAUUUUAGACCCAUCAGAGGUUACAAGACUACACCCACCGAAGUCUGCCUCAGCCUUAGAUGCCUUGCUUUGUGCUGUAACAGAGCUUGGCGACACAGAGAACAAAGCAGGACUCCCGGACAGGACACAGCUUGAUCACAAAGAUGUGUUGCAGAUCUCGAAUCCAGAAGCACACAUUGUUUCUAAUGACAGCAUAGUUCAGGAAGCACAGAUUUUCCAUGAAAUUCAAGGGACUGAUGAAGAGAGACAACCUGUGGAAGUAGUAACGCAAGUUGUGCACCCAUCUACCAUAAUUGCAUCUCAAGAGAGAGCGCAGGUCACCUUCAAGAAAAUGGUCGAAGGAAUGUUACAGUUCGCUGUAUGCGAUACAGCAGCAGCAGACCAGCUGAUGAAAGAAGGUGUCACCCAGGUUAUUUUGAACGAGGAAGGGACUGUGCAUAUGGUGGCUAGAGAAGGUUCUCAGAUAAUAAUGCAAGAAGCCGGCAGCCAUACCCUCAGUGUCCAGAGUGAACAUAUGGACUUGGUUGGGCCUGAUGGAGAAAUUUCACAGAUCAUCGUCACAGAGGAAAUAGCUCAAGCCAUGGUUCAGGAUUCUAACAACAACUUCUCUGAAGGUGCAACCCAUUACAUAGUAACAGGAUUGCCGCAGCAGUUGGAGGAUGAGUCUGGAGUAUAUUCACAUACUGUGAUAGACGCAGAUGAGCCUCAAGAGAUUUUUCAGGCUAGCACUCUUGUAAACUCUAAUAGUAUAUCUUCUGAUGGAAAUGGUGAACACCUUGCUAGUAUGGUCAUUUAUACAGAGGAGGGUUCACAAACAGCUAUUAUCCAGGACCAAAUAAACAGUAAUGGAUUACAGGAAGUAUGAAAUAAUUAGAGUUCUUACAGCUUUGGUGGGGGAUAAAAAUGGGACACUUGGAGACAUUAUAUUUAA
This is a messenger RNA of Euleptes europaea (tarantolino), 6921 nucleotides long. It is a transcript of the gene ZNF407, whose product is annotated as zinc finger protein 407. Gene Ontology annotation, biological process: regulation of gene expression. The coding region runs from base 1 to 6855 and encodes 2284 amino acids. Gene Ontology annotation, cellular component: nucleus. The record is from RefSeq and is a predicted model, not a curated record. The transcript is spliced from 8 exons. NCBI's taxonomy places the organism in Eukaryota, Metazoa, Chordata, Lepidosauria, Squamata, Sphaerodactylidae. Gene Ontology annotation, molecular function: nucleic acid binding; zinc ion binding.